Molecule: messenger RNA, 1638 nt
Organism: Prunus armeniaca (apricot)
Lineage: Eukaryota; Viridiplantae; Streptophyta; Magnoliopsida; Rosales; Rosaceae
Source: the annotation of a GenBank genome assembly
AUGAGGCAAAGGCAGAGUGUUGCUGUUUCAUCAGCAGCAGAAACAGACAGAACCCAAAACCCAAUUCCUUCCAAAUCAGACCCACAACAAAAGAAAGUGCAAAGCUUUGAUUUUCUAGGCUCAUCGAAGAAAGUCUUUGCACUCUGCUUCGCUUUUCGAAUAGCGAAUGCUCUGUUGGUUCAAACCUAUUUCAACCCAGAUGAACACUGGCAAGCCCUUGAAGUAGCACACCGCAUCACUUUCGGGUAUGGCCAUUUGACUUGGGAGUGGGAAAAGGGAAUCCGUAGCUAUUUGCAUCCUUUGCUUUUUGCUUUGCUUUACAAACUGCUUGCAGUGUUGGGUCUUGAUACCCCAUGGUUCAUGGUCAGGGCUCCACGGCUGUUUCAGUCCUUUUUUUCUGCGUUUGGUGAUUUAUACUUGUACAAACUCUCUGUCAUCCUCUUUGGGCAUUGCGUUGCAAAGUGGGCUCUUUUUUCACAAUUGACAAAUUGGUUUAUGUUUUACUGCCUCACUCGUACGUUAUCAAAUAGUUUGGAGACUGUUCUUACCCUUGUGAGCCUGUACUACUGGCCCUGUAUGAGGCCUUCUUCCAGCAAACUUCCCUUGGAAUCAAGGAAGUGGGGUUUGAUUAUUGCUGCAUUAGCUUGUGCUAUUCGACCAACAAGUGCUAUCAUAUGGCUGUAUGUUGGACUUCUUGAGCUAUUUGUGACACGUGAUAAACUGAGAUUCAUUUUUCUGGAGGUUGCUCCUAUGGGGCUCCUGGUGCUCGGGAUUACAUUUUUAUUGGAUCGUUUGAUGUACGGCUCAUGGGUCUUAGUACCUCUUAAUUUUCUAAAGUUCAAUUUCCUUUCUGCUGGUGGAGAUUAUUAUGGGACUCACAAGUGGCACUGGUACUUCACUCAGGGAUUUACAGUCAUGAUAUUCUCCUUCUUACCAUUUUCUGUAGCUGGCAUCAUGCAGUCCAAACAUUGGAAGCUUUCUGGCCUUAUUGUAUGGGUUUUGGGACUUUAUAGUGUGCUAGGCCACAAAGAAUUCAGGUUUGUUCUGCCUGUGCUUCCUAUAGCUUUGAUAUUCUCUGGACAUUCAUUAGCUGCAUUAAGAAGUACGAUUUCUGCAAAUGGUAGAGGGAAAGAAUCAUCAAAUAUCCAUAGAACAUGCCCUGCAAAAAUGCAGGUGGCCAUUUUUUUCUUGCUCGCUACCAAUAUUCCAAUGGCCCUGUAUAUGAGUUUGGUUCAUCAGAGAGGAACUGAGGAUGUUACAUACUAUCUAUCCAAAGAGGUGCUUGAUGGAAAAGUGACAAAUAUACUUUUCCUAAUGCCUUGCCAUGCCACACCUUACUACGCGACCGUGCACCACAACCUUCCAAUGAGAUUCCUAGACUGCUCACCAAGAGAAGAGAAAGGAAUCCCAGAUGAAUCGGACCAUUUCAUGAUAGAUCCUGUUGGUUUUGCAUCAGAGUUUGCAAAAAAUUGGUCUUUACCCAGUCACAUUGUAUUAUUUGAUUCGGAAGAAAAACUGUUGAAGGAUUUUCUAAUCUCACAUUCUUUCAAAGAGAUAAAAAGGUUUUUCCAUGCUCACUUCAAAGUGGACCGUGAUCUUCAAGCGUCAGUUGUUGUGUAUGGUUUCACGGGCGACUGA